UCGGCGUCCAGAUUUGCAGGCGGUGGAAACGCGACCGCUCCUCAUUCAGACUCGGUAAGAGCGCGAAGUUUUUCGCUUGGGAGGUUUGUGGCGUUUUUUCGCUGCCAGUUUCACCCCACUUCAUGAGAAAUGGCCUUUGAAUGAAAUUGCCGGGUCAAAUGAAGAUGACCAUUCUACACUCGUGCUGCUGUUGGAAUUCGGUUCGAAAAGGCAGCCUGGCUUGUGGGGUUUACACGGGGAUUUACUAUACACUGAACGCAGCCCAAUCGUCCUUUCUUCUUCAUGAAGAAGUCAGCUUUUUGAAGAACGCGUCCAAUCAGUCGCUGAUCGAUCACGACAUUACCAGCGAGACGUCCGCCGUAUUUUCGGCGCUAAUUUUCGCCUUUUCCUCCUGCGGCAUAAUCACGACGCUUCUGCUGUUCAUUGGGAUUAUCAAAGACAUAAAAUUCCUGCUGAUUCCCUGGAUCUUCAACAUGGCCUUUUUCACCAUCGUCGACGUUAUCUACAUCAUAUACGGCCUCAUCGUGCAUGCGCUGCAGUGGAACCCUUCGGUGGCCAUCCUAGUGACCACUGACUUUUUUCUCAACACCCUGAACCUGUAUUCGCUCCUUUGCGUGAUAUCCCAGUAUCAGGAGUACAGAGAGGGAAGAGGCCGCGCGAUAGACGACGAAAUCAUGAGAGUUCCAAACAUCCAGUACAGCACAACGCAGCCGACAGCCACCAGCUACUUGAGCUCACACAACCGAAAGCCGCUCAUGUACUUGGAAAAGGCGACGCCCACACAUUCGCCCACCAGUUUCGGGCCGAACAUUCUGGACGGGCCCCCUUCGCUAGGCAAUAGGGGGCCCAGAAAAUCCGUCAAGUUUGGAGACAGUUCGGAAAUGAGUAUGGUGGCCCCGCCGGCUUGGAGUGAGAGCAAGCUGAGCCCCACUAAGGGGGCCGACACGGCCCCCCUUAUCGACUCAGGCCCGGAUGGGGGCGGAACGGUGAACGUAUGAGACCCGGUGCUGGAGACGGCUUUGUGAUAUGACCAGUUCGAGUGGUGAUAUUUUACAUUAUUCUCGUGUCAAUAUUUGUAUAAAAACUGCAAUCUGGCGAUUUGCUCUUAGCCAGUUUACGAAGCUCGAGGUGAACCAGCUGUUGAAUGUUUGAUGUUUGUAAAAUGUUGUAGUCAUUCGAGCUUUUUUAACUAACCUGAGCCCGCGGUGCUUAAAAGCAAUUCGCCCCCUUAUUUUAUAGCGAUUUUUGAACAAUGUACAUUACUGUUAAUAGUCUAUGUUACCCGUAAGCACCUCAACAAAAAAAGAACGCCAAACUGUGUACAAACAACGAUUUUUUCUACCUUCUGUACUUAAACUUUUGGAGAAAUAAAUGUGAUACCCCGAAA
This is a messenger RNA of Dendroctonus ponderosae (mountain pine beetle), 1387 nucleotides long. RefSeq lists its product as uncharacterized. The record is from RefSeq and is a predicted model, not a curated record. The coding region runs from base 141 to 998 and encodes 285 amino acids. The transcript has 8 exons. NCBI's taxonomy places the organism in Eukaryota, Metazoa, Arthropoda, Insecta, Coleoptera, Curculionidae.